Pyrenophora tritici-repentis Pt-1C-BFP is the source of this 1377-nucleotide messenger RNA. RefSeq lists its product as uncharacterized. The record is from RefSeq and is a predicted model, not a curated record. Lineage: Eukaryota; Fungi; Ascomycota; Dothideomycetes; Pleosporales; Pleosporaceae.
AUGCGCCUCCUACGUGCAACGGUCAUGCAGUUUAGCGAGUUCGAAGGCAACACCACCCCACCUUCUGAGCUUUCGGAAGCUAUCAAUUCCAUGUACGAGUGGUACAAAAAAUCACAAGUCUGUUAUGUCUAUCUUUCAGACGUACAAACAUGGUCUUCUUACAAAGCAGAGGAUGCCAACGGACGUUGGGUCAAUAACGAUGACUAUGUCCUUGCUGGAGAGAGCAACCUUCGUCCCAUGCAUGAGCAGCCUACCUUGCUUGUCAUGAGAAGCAAAUGGUGGACAAGAUGGUGGAUGUUGCAAGAGUUGAUCGCGCCCCGUUCAGUCAUUUUCUUUGUGAAUGGCACGUAUGGUUGGAACCAAAUCGGUACAAAAAGUUCGCUUGUGGAACUGGUGGCAAGCAGGACUGGGAUCAAUCAUGGCGUAUUACGUGUUCGGGAUCAGGAAAUCAUGAAACAAACGGAUGAUCAGACACUUUUUGCAUGGAAGAUCGGGUUUGAGGCCAUGAAGGAUGAUAUAUGUCGGCCUCUGGCUUCGCAUCCGUCGAAGUUUCGAGGAGCUGGUAGUCUGAUCCCAACACGAGAUUCGGGUCUUCAAAGUCCAUUUUCCAUGACGAACAAAGGCCUUAGAAUCGAGAUCCCGGUCAUUCAUUGGGAUGAUGGCAUAUCCGAAGAUACACUUUACGGCGAUAUUCAUGUUUUCCCUCCAGGUCAUCGCCGCGGCGCAGUACUCAUGCAAGGCGAUGAUCGUUCCCACCUGCUAGUUUUUUUCAACGCCGAAAUGGAGAACUUGAGAGGAUACGCGUGCAAGAUCUUGUACAGCCCCCUGCUCGAGCCGCAUUUCCUGGAUAUACCAAACCCUUACCCCCGCACUCUUGAACCAUCUACUAGUAGAAUUUACGAAGACGACAUCACACCGUCGCAAAAGUUGGUGCAAGACCUGGCGAAUACAGUAUUGUCGGCCCUAGAGCGGGAAGAUGACGCACUCUCACCGGACUUCCAGGGGCUUCAAGCACAACAGGUUUUUGCGAAUGAAGUUGACCGAAGUCUCAGUUGGAAUCUCAUGCACGAUCAUUACGGCCCAUCUAACACAGAAUAUGAUAUCACGGAAUGCCAUAUGGAUUUCAGCGCCUACGCUCACAUUGGCCCAAACAAGGAAAAUGGGAUAAGUAUAAUAAUUGUCAAGAUUAACUUUAAGGAAGUCUAUCGUGCAAAGAGGCGCAACUCAGGAACACCACUUUAUGCACACUCAUUCAUCCUUCUCACACAAAUCCAGAUCAGCAACUCGGGAGAAUCAAACAACUAUAAAGAUCUGGAGAACCAGUCGCGACUACGGUACGAUCGCUCGCCCGCCGUUCGAUAUGAUUUUCUACUGUAA